AUGCCGGGAACAGUUGCGGAUGGGCCAACCGUGGCCAUGUCCUUUGCCAAUAACUUCUGGGGAAAGGAUGAUGCCGGUGUUGGGCCUAUGCUAGAUCGGAUGCAUGGUUCUAAAGUCUCCUGCGACGAGUUAAAAACAUUCUACAACAUUCGGGCUGCUAUCGAAGAAGAAUAUGCACGAAAGCUUCUGGCGCUUUGUCGCAAAUCGCUUGGAUCUUGUGAAACCGGCUCGCUCCGUUCAUCCUUUGACGUGAUGCGCGGCGAAACGGAAGCCAUUGCGAAGUCCCACGCCGCUAUCGCCGUCCAGAUGAAGCGAGAGCUGGAAGAGCCUUUGAUAGCCUUCGCCGGUGGAUCGAAAGAGAGGAGGAAAAUCAUCCAGACAGGAAUUGAACGGUUGCUGAAAACCAAGAUUAACCAGACUCAAUCAGUAAAUAAGACCCGAGAUCGCUAUGAGCAGGAUUGCCUAAGAAUCAAAGGGUACCUUGCACAAGGACACAUGGUAAUGGGACAAGAAGAGCGCAAGAACAAAGCAAAACUCGAGAAAACACAGAUACAGCUUGCUUCUAGUAGCAGCGAGUACGAAACCGCCAUCAAGAUUCUCGAAGAGACUACCGGGCGUUGGAACAAGGAGUGGAAGUCUGCCUGUGAUAAAUUCCAAGAUCUCGAGGAGGAAAGACUUGACUUUACGAAGAGCAGCCUGUGGACAUAUGCAAACAUUGCGUCCACAGUCUGCGUUAGCGACGAUGCUUCCUGCGAGAAGGUGCGCCUUUCGUUGGAAAAUUGCGAGGUCGAAAAAGACAUUGUCCAUUUCAUCAAAGAGAAGGGAACAGGCCAGGAUAUCCCGGACCCUCCACGUUUUAUUAACUUCUGCCGCGGAGAUAUCAAUGACUCAAGCUCGGAAGUGUCCGAAGAAGAUGGAUAUUCUGUGGCCCAGUUCCAACGCACCAUCAAUCCGGCGUUCCGCAGUUCCUCGCCCCAGCCGUCGACUUACGAAUCUCAUCACGACCCACAGUCCGAUCUCGCUGCUAAGAUGGGCCACAAUGAGCCACCGACUCCCUCUAGCAGAGAGACUACCGUCACUCCACAGAGACCAAUGCAGCCACCACAAAUGCAGCCACCACCAACGCAGCAGCCGCCCCCAUUGGAUCUUCGUCGGGGUGGCCACCCUCCUCCCAACUAUGACCCGAACCAGCACGGUGAGAUCGGAAAAGUGCCUCAUAAUGCUUAUCCGACAGAUGGUAUGACGAUGUUUUGCAGAACCGGCCCCCCUUCAGAACGUAGUUCAGGAACGAACAGUGGUUACCGCCCCUCGAGCCGCGAUUCCCAAAGUGAGGUUUCGAACCCAACGUCGAUGUCCAGUCAAGAGCCGCCAAGUGCCAGACAGUCCCCAACCAAGCCUAUUAAUGGCGUGGCCCUUCCGGGUAUCAGCAACGAGAAGCAAGUUCAGAAGAAGAGAAGUGCAUUCUUCAGCAACAGUCCGUUCCGCCGCAAGAGCCGUCACGAUAAAGAUCGGAACUCUGGUUCAGCACAGCCGCCUUCACGCGGUGGUACAUGGGAUUCGAAGCCGUCGAGUCCGGUGAAGGCUCCGCAGCCGCAACCGCAGCCACAACCGCAGCCAGCGCAACCGAUCAUCGUGCCUGACAACGUCCGGUCAUCUGGAAGUGAGGAGCCAGUGGACCCUAGGGCUAACUUCCAACUGAAUGUUGGGAACAAUGUAUUCGAUGUGGAGUCCCCGGACAGGAGCAGGUCCAAGAAGGCAUCACAGACCGCCUCUAAGGGCACGGAAGACGAACUGGAUCCCAUUGCGCGCGCUCUAGCAGACCUCAAGACAACCGGAAAGCCUGCGAGCACUCGCGUGUCCGCUGAUAGAUAUCAUGGAAUUGCCACACCGGUGCCUUCCGCGCCUGCGGCCAACUAUACUAGUGCCUCCGUGGCCACGCCACCCCCGGCGUAUAAUGAUCCCACGGUGAAACGUCUUGAUGCCCCACAGCCAGCUUUCACUUCGGCACAAAUGCAAAAGACAACAAAAAGAUACACUGGACAGGCCCAGGGCAUGCUUCGCGGAUCUGGCAACAAUGCCGGCUCCUCGAAUCCCCCAAGCAGACAGUCUCAAGAGGCUCCACGUGCAAGAUCACCGGCACCUAGACGAAGCGCCAGCCCUCAGCCGAGCCCUCGUGUUGACACGCGCAUGAGCCAGUACAGCAGAGGCGCAAGCCCAGCACCCAGCUCGCGCUCGCACCAGUCGAGUAUGAAGAACCGCUAUAGCCAGUCGCCUACGGUCUCAACACCGCCUCAACGCCCUGCCGAUACGACUUACUCCCCACAUGAGUACAGCAAGCCAAUUUCACGAGCCGCAUCCCCCCAGCCCCAGUUCAGGCAGCAAGCUCGGCCAUCCAGUGCUGGUGGAAUGGAGCUGCAGUUGUCAGGAAGCCCCGUUGACAUGUACGGCGGCGGCCACGAUGGAUACGCUUCCCCCCGGCGGGAACCCAGCAGACCGAUGUCCUAUUAUGGCGAUGGGGGAAGCCAAAGGAGUCGGUCCCGGAGCAGAGCUAUGGCUGUCGCCGAUCCUGGAAGACAGUUCAGUCGUGACGGUCGUCCGAUCUUGCAUUUCGCUCGAGCCAUGUACAGUUAUACCGCCGCGAUCCCGGAAGAAUUGGGUUUCACCAAAGGUGACGUCCUGUCAGUCAUCCGACUUCAAGAUGAUGGCUGGUGGGAAGCUGAAAUCACCACCAGCCGCAGCCGCCCUGGCUUGGUGCCUAGCAACUAUCUGCAAAUCAUUUAA
Molecule: messenger RNA, 2781 nt
Organism: Aspergillus affinis
Lineage: Eukaryota; Fungi; Ascomycota; Eurotiomycetes; Eurotiales; Aspergillaceae
Product: formin-binding protein HOF1
Exons: 7
Coding region: 1-2781 (926 amino acids)
Biological process (GO): cytoskeleton organization
Cellular component (GO): mitotic actomyosin contractile ring, proximal layer; cytoplasm; cytoplasmic side of plasma membrane
Molecular function (GO): protein binding; phospholipid binding
Source: RefSeq, a predicted model, not a curated record